This is a messenger RNA of Dovyalis caffra, 588 nucleotides long. Lineage: Eukaryota; Viridiplantae; Streptophyta; Magnoliopsida; Malpighiales; Salicaceae. The record is from the annotation of a GenBank genome assembly.
AUGGCGGAUUCAGACAAUGAGUCUGGAGGGCAAAACAACAGCAACACAAACUACAGUGAGAGUUCACCAAGAGAGCAAGACAGGCUGUUGCCUAUAGCCAACGUUAGCAGGAUCAUGAAGAAAGCUUUACCAGCUAAUGCAAAGAUUUCGAAGGAUGCUAAGGAGACUGUGCAAGAGUGCGUGUCCGAGUUCAUCAGCUUCAUCACAGGAGAGGCAUCAGAUAAGUGUCAAAGAGAGAAGAGGAAGACAAUCAAUGGCGAUGAUCUUCUGUGGGCCAUGACAACUUUAGGUUUCGAAGAUUAUGUGGAGCCUCUGAAGAUUUAUUUGCAGAAGUUUAGAGAGAUGGAAGGAGAGAAGACUGCUGCCAUGGGAGUGGUUAGGCAUGGUGAUCAAAGAGAAGGUGCUGCAGCUGAUGGUAGUGUUGUAAAUAGUGGAAACUCUGGGGGUGGGUUUGGUGGAAGUGGGGGAGAUAUGUAUGGUGGGAUGCAGUCGAGUAUGAUGAUGAUGGGACAUCAUCAUCACCAUCCCCAUCAUCAUGGCAACAUGUAUGGUUCUGGUAGUGGAGCUUCUUCUGGUAGGCCAAGGUAG